Protopterus annectens (West African lungfish) is the source of this 1014-nucleotide messenger RNA. It is a transcript of the gene EIF4EBP3, whose product is annotated as eukaryotic translation initiation factor 4E binding protein 3. The transcript is spliced from 3 exons. Gene Ontology annotation, cellular component: cytoplasm. NCBI's taxonomy places the organism in Eukaryota, Metazoa, Chordata, Ceratodontiformes, Protopteridae. Gene Ontology annotation, molecular function: eukaryotic initiation factor 4E binding. Bases 213 to 554 code for a protein of 113 amino acids. Gene Ontology annotation, biological process: negative regulation of translational initiation. The record is from RefSeq and is a predicted model, not a curated record.
UAUUUGCAAAUACCAGAGCACAUGGUGAGGAGGCUCUGCAGGGAGCGGUGCUAUCGCUUGCUAUCGUACUUGUUCAGCAUUGUAGGUAGUCUUCUUUUGCAAACAAGCAAUAUUUUAUUUCCAGGCUGCAUCUCUUUUAUACCAAAGUAAACUGCCAGGUGUGCUGCUUGCCGAGUUGCUUUGUGCUAAAACGAAAAAAGACCGAAUUCAACAUGUCUUCCAAGUGCCAGCAGAGCAAAAGCUGUCCCAUUCCAACCAGAGUGUUUCUCUUGAAAGACUUAUCGCAAUUACCAGACUGUUACAGCACAACACCUGGUGGGACACUCUUCUCUACCACUCCCGGAGGCACCAGGAUUAUCUAUGAUCGGAAGUUCCUUUUGGAUUGUAGAAAUUCUCCCCUAGCUAAGACGCCACCUAGUUAUCUCCCUCAAAUUCCAGGAGUAACUUUGACUCCUCAUUCGCCACUGAGCAAACUGGAAGAGCUUAAAGAACCAGAAGAACCAGAGAAAGAAAUUCCCGCGGCUGAUGAAGACCAGUUUGAAAUGGAUAUCUGAGCACCACAUUCAGCUGCACAGAGGAUAUACCUACAAUUUUUGGUAGCUGUCUUGUCUCCAGGAUUGUUUUAUGGAAGACGUUAUGGAAAGCUACACAUACAAACAGUCUAAACUCUUGGUUGUACAGGAAGUGCUUCCUGUCACAUGGGAAGAUCGCACUUGGAGUUGUGUUCUUUAAAGUUCAUUUGUAUUUUUUUUAACUUUUUAUCUACUUUUUUUUUUUUUUUUUUUCAGAAAAAUGCUAAAGCUGUUCAAGCAGUGUUUAUAUAAUCAGAAUGGUCUUGGUUUUUGGAUGUUAAUUGGGUGUUUGCUGAUCCCUUCCUCCAGAGCAGUAGGUUGGUGUAUAAUAUAAGAGAUUGUUAAACAGUCGGUGGCAUUUAUAUAAAAAUGUAUAUAGUGUGGCCGCUGACACGGCUGGAAUAUGCUGCUAUGCAGCUAUUUAAAUAAAUUUUAAAAGUCA